GAAGGACUCCUGAAACUGCAACACCUGUUCUCAUUGGUCGACCAAAACCGGACGCUAGAGCUCCGGGCGGUCAAGCGAUUCAGAAACAGCUCGGAGGCCAACGAAUACCUGCGCGACAUUGAGUUCAACUCAACCAAUGACCGCAAAUACGUGAUACUAGAGUGCGAUGCCGUCACCGCCAAAACCAUUAUCAUCACACAUGUCAGCAGCACUGGUAGCUUAUUUUUGAUAGGACUGGUAGUGCUGGGACUCCUGAAACUGCAACACCUGUUCUCAUUGGUCGACCAAAACCGGACGCUAGAGCUCCGGGCGGUCAAGCGGAAGUCUUUGUCGAGCCUCCGGUUGCUUAUGGACGCGCUGGACAUUUACAUGGGCAAACGGAACUUCCAUUUCCUACUGACCAGUCUAGUGAUGGACGACUACCUCAAUGACAAGGUGUCGGAGUUCGGAGCCGUCAAUAUCACCGGCUUUCGGAUACUUAAGCCGUCGACACCGGAGUUCCGAUUGUUUUUCAAUCAUUGGCGCAAAAUAGACCCUAUUUCUGGUGUAAUGAUAGCGAAUGGCGCAGAAAAUAAAGUGGCCUCGAUCAGUGCAGAUGCGGCCAUGAUGUAUGACGGUGCCAAGGUACUACUGGACACAUAUCAACGGCUAUUUAGUCGACACCCCGAGGCUUUUCGUAAUAACUUUCGCCGUGGUGAAAUGUAUAAUAGCGGUGCAAAGGGCAUCGAUUGUAGGUCGGAGCCCAUUUCCAAAUGGGAGCAUGGUGAUAAAAUACGCAAAUUUAUGAUGAAGACUAACAUAAAUGGCUUGACCGGGGUAUUGGCUUUCGAUGAAUUGGGUUAUAGAUCAAACUUUUCAGUCGAUGUCGUGGAAAUGACAAUUAAUAGUGAAAUGGCCAAGAUUGCUGUGUGGACACAGGAAAAGGGUUUGAGCAUUGUGCCGGCUAAAUAUCACCGGGUGCUCCAGGAAAACACCAAGUUUGAUAAUAAAACUUACAUUGUCACAUCUAUACUGGAGGAGCCGUACCUUAUGAUGAAAGCCCAGGAGAAAGGUGUGGUAAACGAGGGGAACAACCGUUUCGAGGGCUACAGCAAAGACUUGGCGGACCUCAUCUCAAAUCACUUGCAAAUCAAUUACGAGCUCCGAUUGGUUCGGGAUAACAAGUACGGCGGUCUGGACACCAACUCACACCACGGCUGGAACGGUAUGGUCGGGGAACUCAUACGACACGUAAGUGUAUAUUAA
Oppiella nova is the source of this 1245-nucleotide messenger RNA. Lineage: Eukaryota; Metazoa; Arthropoda; Arachnida; Sarcoptiformes; Oppiidae. The record is from the annotation of a GenBank genome assembly.